AGUUUCACCCACACAAACUUACAAUAUAUUUUCGAGAGAGAGCUGGGAAAAUGCAGAUUUUUGUUCAAAAUUUUGUUGGGAAAACCCUGACUCUCGAGGUUGAGUCGAGUGAUACUAUUCGUGAUGUCAUGUGUUUGGUUGAGCGGAAAGACGGGGUUCCCGUGGAUCAGCAGCGGUUGUGCUUUGCGGGAAAGGAACUUGAUGGAGGGCUUGCUGUUGGUGAUUAUGGUAUCGGUAAAGAGGCUACGUUGUAUCUUGGUGCUAGGCUCGUGGGAGGCAAAGGUGCUACGCAGCACUACAGGAACACUGAUCCAAAGCUGGUGGAGCUUGCAAAGAAGUUUAACCAGUGCAAGCUGAUUUGCCGCAACUGCUACGCUCGUCUGCACAUUCGAGCCAAGAACUGCAGGAAGAAACAAUGUGGCCACAGCAACCAGUUGCGUCCCAAGUCUGUUCUUGAUUCCAGAGGUUGAAGACCGAGCCCUAUAUCUACUUAUAUUCCAUCUACAUAUGAAGAAGUUAGUAGCAAUCAAGAAGAUGCCUCUGCAAAUCAUGUCUGUCUAUAUAUGUUGCAGCAGCUAGGCUAGCUUUGUGGUAGUUAUAAAAACCUGGUGUUCUGUAAAAAGCAUGACCAUUUUUUUUGGCUUCUUGCAGCUCUAUCAAUUAAUCAUCUACUUUUGUUUUACCGUCUCA
Molecule: messenger RNA, 690 nt
Organism: Daucus carota subsp. sativus
Lineage: Eukaryota; Viridiplantae; Streptophyta; Magnoliopsida; Apiales; Apiaceae
Product: ubiquitin-ribosomal protein eL40 fusion protein-like
Exons: 4
Coding region: 51-470 (139 amino acids)
Biological process (GO): protein ubiquitination; modification-dependent protein catabolic process; translation
Cellular component (GO): cytoplasm; nucleus; ribosome
Molecular function (GO): ubiquitin protein ligase binding; structural constituent of ribosome; protein tag activity
Source: RefSeq, a predicted model, not a curated record